AUAUUUGUGUCAAUUAGAUUAAAAAGGGAGCAAUUACCAGAAAAAAAAACAAAACUAUAAAUUACUGAUAAAAAUUUAAACACAUUAAGAAAAAUUCCAAAAUUAUUAUAUAAAACAAAGAAAGUCGCUCGUCAUCGUGGAUAAUUUCACCAAAAUAUCGCAAUAGGUUAGGGCUAGUUCAUGGAAUUUUGUUAGAUCCGGAAAACAGAGCCAUAAAUUAGUAAAUUGAUGACAAAAGCUGGUCAAAAUUUGGAUAUAAAAGCGGACCGACAAAACAAGUCGCCAAUAAUUCAGACUUAUUACUUCUGAAUGCUUAGUCGCUAAUGUCAAGUGAAUAAAAUCACUAUACGUGACGAUUUGUGAAGUUUUACUUCUGGGUGUUGAGACUUGUGAAAUUGGUACUACCAGUUCCUCUUGGAAAAUGAGCUAGUUGCGUUCAUUCACAAAGACGAAAUGUCCGAUUCACAACCUUCGAUUCACAAUGAUGACGACCAUCAUCGUGAAGGUGAAAAUCCUCGACCAGAACUCAAUCGUCAGGGAGGUGACGGUAGGGCUGGAGGACCACUAGGGUCAGCGGCGGCCGCAUCUCAUUUGAUACCCACAUAUUCAGGUAAAGGGUCGGUAAAAACCUUUAUCAGUUUUGUGGAAGAUACUGCAGAGUUAGAGGGGUGGACAGAAUUGCAAACGGUCAAGGUGGCUCGUCUGAAAUUGCAAGGACCAGCUCGACGCAUGGUCGAGUGGAAUGAAGAACUACGAGGCAUCGAUUGCACUUGGAAUCGAUUAAAAGCUGCGUUGAUUCACCGCUUCGAGAAAAAAAUCUCAGCCGUGGACGCACUGCAUCAAUUUCGCAAAUGCAAACAGCGAGUUGGCGAAACUGUUACCGAAUUCGCUGAACGUCUGCAGAUGUUGGGAGCAGCGACAAUUAAACGCACCGGAGAUCAAGGGAGAGAUCGAUGGGCCAGAGCCAAUCUGCUAACCGAAUGUUUACAGCAAUUCUUGGAGGGAUUGGCAAUGCCAGUACAAAAACGUGUAAUGUCAUCUAACCCCGACGCUUUCGAAGAGGCGGUCGAAAAAGCCCUACUCGAGGAACAAAUUGAAGACCGGCUGAAGAAGAAAACAAUACAACGAGGGAUAGAUGCUGAAGAAAAAACGGAAUCCGGUCACGGUCAACAGCAGGUUCAGAGGCGCUCUUAUCAAUCCCAACAAUAUCGUCAAAUCACAUGCUUCGGUUGCGGAGCCAGGGGACACUUUAAAUCGCAAUGUCGCGUAUGUUUUACCUUCGGGAAACCGGGUCAUUACAGUCGGGAGUGUUUUUCGCGUAAUCGCCAACAAAAUACGGCAAGAGGGCAAGGUCGCAACGAAAAUAGGAACGCGCCUUUAAACGGGAACAGGGCCGUGCCCGUAUCGCACGGUGCGGCCCGCAGCAGGAAUUAAAACCCGAUAGUAAUACCUCUCAACCCCGUAUU
Messenger RNA from Tribolium castaneum (red flour beetle), 1466 nucleotides. RefSeq lists its product as uncharacterized. The coding region runs from base 454 to 1434 and encodes 326 amino acids. The record is from RefSeq and is a predicted model, not a curated record. Gene Ontology annotation, molecular function: nucleic acid binding; zinc ion binding. NCBI's taxonomy places the organism in Eukaryota, Metazoa, Arthropoda, Insecta, Coleoptera, Tenebrionidae. The transcript is spliced from 2 exons.